CAGUUUACAUUUUAUUAUGAAAAUGAAGUCUGCAGACAAGAUUACUUUAUUAAAUCACCACCCCCUCAGCUUUUCUUUUCCAUGGGCUCUUGGAAAAGGCGGUUUUUCGUCCUGUCAAAGAGUAGGGAAAUGGGCUUUAGUCUUUCCUAUUACAAAGACCAUCAGCAACGAGGAGCCGUUGAAAUUGACCAAAAUGCCAUUGUAGAAGUUGGCAUAAGUAGCCAUGAAAAAAUGCAAUCAGUACAGAAGAUGUUUAAAUGCCACCCUGAGGAGGUGAUGUCCAUCAGAACCACUAAUAGGGAUUACUUUCUCAUUGGCCAUGACAGGGAGAAGAUUAAAGACUGGGUCUCCUUCAUGUCAUCAUUUUGCUGGGAUAUAAAAGCAACACAUCAAAAUACAGAGGAGAGUCUCUCGUUGGGUGAUAAACGGCCCACUUCAGACCCUAGCCCUCUUCUUGGUCCUUCCAGUACACCAGAGGCUGUCAGCUCCACUUCUUCAAGAAUCAGUCUUCCAAACAUGCAUUUCACGGAAAAAAGUUCUCCAGGAUUCAGGCAAGCUCAUCUUUCACAAGAUUUCUCUGCAGAGACCACUCAGGAUGAAGAAGAAGAGGGUUAUUAUAUUAGACCCCGGAGUGUUCUUUUAGAGUUGGAUAAUAUUAUUGAUUCCAAUGAUUCUGGUGAAUCCAUUGAACCUGAUAGUCCAGACAAGGUCUUCAAGAGAACUGAGCAUCUUUACAUGUCAAUGAAAUCCUGUGUUUUCAAAGAGACACCCCACCAGUCUGCUGAGAGCAAAGAGGAAUCCCAAGCCCUUGCAGAGACCCAGCAUGAGGGGCUUCACCUGCAAGAACAAGGCUCAGAAAAUGACUCGUGUCUCUCACCUGCCAAUUCAGAAAAACAGACCACGAAUGACAAAAAGGGGUCGGCCUCACUAACUGUUGUGCAAUUGUCUAUACUAAUCAAUAACAUCCCUGAUGAAUGCCAAGUAGAGAAACUGGAUGUGUUCCUUUCUCCUCCUGAUGUCAUAAAUUACCUUGCUCUCAUAGAAGCUGCUGGACAGAUAUGUGUGGCCCAAUGGGUAGGCCCCCCACGGCUGGGAUGCUUAUUUUGCCAUGGAGAUCACCUUUUGGCCGUGAAUGACCUGAAGCCCCAGAGCUUGGAGGAAGUCUCCUUGUUUCUCAGCCGGUCUAUCCAAAAGGAGAAAGUAAAACUCACCAUUGGCCGGAUCCCAAAUUCGGAGAAAUUCCAUGCUAUUGCCUGUGUGUGCCCAUUAAAAUACCAGGGUGAUGCACCUUUUCAUUCGGAUAAUCCUGGAUCAAAGAGGGCAAUAAAGAGGAGUCCAGCCAUCAGAAAGGGCCAGGAGAAAAGAAGUGGAGAGUAA
Trichechus manatus latirostris (Florida manatee) is the source of this 1377-nucleotide messenger RNA. It is a transcript of the gene PLEKHS1, whose product is annotated as pleckstrin homology domain containing S1. Bases 82 to 1377 code for a protein of 431 amino acids. The transcript is spliced from 11 exons. The record is from RefSeq and is a predicted model, not a curated record. NCBI's taxonomy places the organism in Eukaryota, Metazoa, Chordata, Mammalia, Sirenia, Trichechidae.